Messenger RNA from Coprinopsis cinerea okayama7#130, 726 nucleotides. RefSeq lists its product as hypothetical. NCBI's taxonomy places the organism in Eukaryota, Fungi, Basidiomycota, Agaricomycetes, Agaricales, Psathyrellaceae. The transcript has 8 exons. The coding region runs from base 8 to 646 and encodes 212 amino acids. The record is from RefSeq and is a predicted model, not a curated record.
CUCAGAAAUGGCCGUCGAGGGACUGAGAUUCUGCAGUUAUCUACUCUUCGUCUCUCUAUUGAGCAUUUUAUCCGCUGCACUCUCAAACCCGCAUAUACGUGCUCUGUCAACCGAGGAGGACGUCAACAUUCCUCCUGCGGGAGUGAUCAUUGACGGAAUCACGACUUUGGGACAUGGCUGUGAUCCAGCUUUCACUUGGUCUGAGGUAGAUGAAACCAUGGUCGCCACGGUUCAUUUGCCACGCAGCCAACUGGAAUUUGGGCCUGGAAUCCAUGCAAACUUGACGAGGGUGCAUUGUAACGUUGGUUUUUCUAUUUGGAAACCGAAGGGCUGGACAUAUGGUGUUCAGAGUAUCGAUGUGACUGGGUAUUUCAAGCUUGAUGAAGGAGUGCGGGCGCGUAUUCAGGGUGACUACUAUUUUUCCUCGGGACCGUCUUCUUCGAAUCACGGGACUGUUGUGGGCCCUUUCCCCCACAGCCUUCAUACUUAUAGAGUGGAAUUCCCGUUGUGGCAUAGAGCUCUUGCCAUGUGCUCGGAGGGCUCGCGAGUUACAACCCAGACGGCGAUCAGGCUCAUGGAUAUUGACGUUGGGAAUUCUACUGGCGGAAGUGGAUCUAUUGGUAUACCGCGCCAUGUAAGUAUUUGAAGAGUUUCUUUUCUGCCUCAGGCGCAACUGCGACGGAUGAUGGAAUUUUUGUAAAUUAGGUCGAUGAUGGCCUGACUCUG